AUCCAUGAUGAAGAAAACAGAAGCAGACAGCUAAUGCGGAAGUCUGAGCGAGAGAGGUCUGAAGCCAGUCUUGUAGAAGGCUGGAGUGGAUGUUGGACGACUAGAACCCUGGGCUUUGCAGGGUGCUGGGAGCUGGAAGUCUUCACCAUGGCCUGCCAGGAGAAGCCCCUGGGGGCUGGUCUACCAUGCUGACCAGUGGUUGGAUAGAGUGCCUGCUGAGGUCAAGAGAUGCAGCCGCCAAUUCCUGGACAACCUAAAAGCCUCACAAGCUUCAAGUCUCCAAGGACUCUCCAAAUCCCAGGAUCUCCCUGCCAUCACAUCCUAGAAUUUAAAACCUGAGAACAUCAAGUUCAGGACAGCUUGGGGAUUUCAAAGCCCAGCACCAAAGAAAGCGGGACCCACACUCGCCAGCUCUGUGAUCUUGGGCAAGUUGCUUGACUACUUAUACCUCCGUUUCCCUCAUCUGUAUAACAGGAAUACAAUAAUGAUGAGAUGGAGCUCAAGGGGCCAUGGUGAGGAUUGAACAUGAUCACUUGUGAGACAUGUUCAGCACUGUAUCUGACCCAUGGAAAAUUCAAGAUAAACAUCAGCUACUGAGAUGAUGGCGGAUAUUUGGAAUCCUAAAUCCUUGGAAACUGGGGCUUUUCGAAGUAAAAGACCCCAAAGGCUGAGGGCCUCAGAAGCAUCAGGCCAUGAUGUUCCUGAAACAAGAGGGUCAGGGUCCCAGUGGGCCUCUGGGGUUCAUCGUGAGGAUGGAUGCAUUAAUAUUGGGGACCUGCUAAGGACCUUCCCAGUGGGACAGUGGCUGGGUCAGGGCACUCAAGCCCUAAAACGUGAUGAGGCGAGACUUUUCUCUCUUUCCUCAUUCAGUAACUGUCAGUAGAUUCUGGGAGCCAGGGAUUCUCCGACUCUUCGAGUCCAUGAAUUUUAGGGGAUGACAGUGGGCUCUCCGCUUUCUCCUCCGUGAAGUAACUUACAUGCCCCUCACCCUCUGUGGGAGGGGUGUUGCAGGGGGUGCAGAACUCCCCUCGCCGGGUAGUUCAAGCAAUGGGGACCAUAUCAAUUCCAUCUAUAGGGAAACUGAGGCCUGGAGUAGGGCGAGGCCUCUGGGAACCCAGCCCUAUUCUGUCUCUUUCCCUGGCAUUUCCCAUCCACACAUAGAGCUUCAGAUUCUCUUUCUUUCCCCAGAGACCCUCAAAUAUCCUCUCACUCACAGAAUGGUGUCUCUGCCUGCCUCGGGUUGGCCCUGUGAUUUAUUUUAGUUCUUUUCCCUUGUUUUUUUUUUUUUCAAACUCUAUACACUUUUGUUUUAAAAACUGUGGUUUCUCAUGAGCCCUAUUAUCUCAUUGAUACCUCUCACCUCUGUGGUGAGGGGAAGAAAUCAUAUUUUCAGAUGACUCGUAAAGGGCAAAGAAAAAAACCCAAAAUUUCAAAAUUUCCGUUUAAGUCUCAUAAUCAAGAAAAGGAGAAACACAGAGAGAGAGAGAAAAAAAACUAUGAGAACCCCCCCCACCCCGUGAUUAUCAGCGCACACACUCAUCGAAAAAAAAUUUGGAUUAUUAGAAGAGAGAGGUCUGCGGCUUCCACACCGUACAGCGUGGUUUUUCUUCUCGGUAUAAAAGCAAAGUUGUUUUUGAUACGUGACAGUUUCCCACAAGCCAGGCUGAUCCUUUUCUGUCAGUCCACUUCACCAAGCCUGCCCUUGGACAAGGACCCGAUGCCCAACCCCAGGCCUGGCAAGCCCUCGGCCCCUUCCUUGGCCCUUGGCCCAUCCCCAGGAGCCUCGCCCAGCUGGAGGGCUGCACCCAAAGCCUCAGACCUGCUGGGGGCCCGGGGCCCAGGGGGAACCUUCCAGGGCCGAGAUCUUCGAGGCGGGGCCCAUGCCUCCUCUUCCUCCUUGAACCCCAUGCCACCAUCGCAGCUGCAGCUGCCCACACUGCCCCUAGUCAUGGUGGCACCCUCCGGGGCACGGCUGGGCCCCUUGCCCCACUUACAGGCACUCCUCCAGGACAGGCCACAUUUCAUGCACCAGCUCUCAACGGUGGAUGCCCACACCCGGACCCCUGUGCUGCAGGUGCACCCCCUGGAGAGCCCAGCCAUGAUCAGCCUCCCACCACCCACCACCGCCACUGGGGUCUUCUCCCUCAAGGCCCGGCCUGGCCUCCCACCUGGGAUCAACGUGGCCAGCCUGGAAUGGGUGUCCAGGGAGCCGGCACUGCUCUGCACCUUCCCAAAUCCCGGUGCACCCAGGAAGGACAGCACCCUUUCGGCUGUGCCCCAGAGCUCCUACCCACUGCUGGCAAAUGGUGUCUGCAAGUGGCCUGGAUGUGAGAAGGUCUUCGAAGAGCCAGAGGACUUCCUCAAGCACUGCCAGGCGGACCAUCUUCUGGAUGAGAAGGGCAGGGCACAAUGUCUCCUCCAGAGAGAGAUGGUACAGUCUCUGGAGCAGCAGCUGGUGCUGGAGAAGGAGAAGCUGAGUGCCAUGCAGGCCCACCUGGCUGGGAAAAUGGCACUGACCAAGGCUUCAUCUGUGGCAUCAUCCGACAAGGGCUCCUGCUGCAUCGUAGCUGCUGGCAGCCAAGGCCCUGUCGUCCCAGCCUGGUCUGGCCCCCGGGAGGCCCCUGACAGCCUGUUUGCUGUCCGGAGGCACCUGUGGGGUAGCCAUGGAAACAGCACAUUCCCAGAGUUCCUCCACAACAUGGACUACUUCAAGUUCCACAACAUGCGACCCCCUUUCACCUACGCCACACUCAUCCGCUGGGCCAUCCUGGAGGCUCCAGAGAAGCAGCGGACACUCAAUGAGAUCUACCACUGGUUCACACGCAUGUUUGCCUUCUUCAGAAACCAUCCUGCCACCUGGAAGAACGCCAUCCGCCACAACCUGAGUCUGCACAAGUGCUUUGUGCGGGUGGAAAGCGAGAAGGGGGCUGUGUGGACCGUGGAUGAGCUGGAGUUCCGCAAGAAACGGAGCCAGAGGCCCAGCAGGUGUUCCAACCCUACACCUGGCCCCUGACCUCAAGAUCAAGGAAAGGAGGAUGGACGAACAGGGGCCAAACUGGUGGGAGGCAGAGGUGGUGGGGGCAGGGAUGACAGGCCCUGGAUGUGCCCACAGGGACCAAGAAGUGAGGUUUCCACUGUCUUGCCUGCCAGGGCCCCUGUUCCCCCGCUGGCAGCCACCCCCUCCCCCAUCAUAUCCUUUGCCCCAAGGCUGCUCAGAGGGGCCCCGGUCCUGGCCCCAGCCCCCACCUCCGCCCCAGACACACCCCCCAGUCGAGCCCUGCAGCCAAACAGAGCCUUCACAACCAGCCACACACAGCCUGCCUCAGCUGCUCGCACAGAUUGCUUCAGGGCUGGAAAAGUCACACAGACACACAAAAUGUCACAAUCCUGUCCCUCACUCAACACAAACCCCAAAACACAGAGAGCCUGCCUCCGUACACUCAAACAACCUCAAAGCUGCAUCAUCACACAAUCACACACAAGCACAGCCCUGACAACCCACACACCCCAAGGCACGCACCCACAGCCAGCCUCAGGGCCCACAGGGGCACUGUCACACAGGGGUGUGCCCAGAGGCCUACACAGAAGCAGCGUCAGUACCCUCAGGAUCUGAGGUCCCAACACGUGCUCGCUCACACACACGGCCUGUUAGAAUUCACCUGUGUAUCUCACGCAUAUGCACACGCACAGCCCCCCAGUGGGUCUCUUGAGUCCCGUGCAGACACACACAGCCACACACACUGACUUGCCAAAAAUACCCCGUGUCUCCCCUGCCACUCACCUCACUCCCAUUCCCUGAGCCCUGAUCCAUGCCUCAGCUUAGACUGCAGAGGAACUACUCAUUUAUUUGGGAUCCAAGGCCCCCAACCCACAGUACCGUCCCCAAUAAACUGCAGCCGAGCUCCCCA
Molecule: messenger RNA, 3908 nt
Organism: Pan troglodytes (chimpanzee)
Lineage: Eukaryota; Metazoa; Chordata; Mammalia; Primates; Hominidae
Gene: FOXP3
Product: forkhead box P3
Exons: 13
Coding region: 1394-3013 (539 amino acids)
Biological process (GO): regulation of transcription by RNA polymerase II
Cellular component (GO): nucleus
Molecular function (GO): DNA-binding transcription repressor activity, RNA polymerase II-specific; RNA polymerase II cis-regulatory region sequence-specific DNA binding
Source: RefSeq, a predicted model, not a curated record